AUGGAAGAUUCCCAGCUACCGUUGGUCCGGUCGGCAAGUGGUGCAUGCGACGCAUGGUCAAGGUUGGAAGACCACUUCGAGAAGAAGAGUCUUGCCAACAAGCUGUUCUUGCGCCGUCGCUUCUUCACGACAAUGAUGGAAGAAGGCGACGAUGUGCUCGAACACAUCAACAAGCUCAAGACGCUGGCGGAACAGCUAGAAGCGGUGGGGGCUCCAGUCUGCGAGGACGAUCUGGUGAUCACACUUCUCGGCAGCCUGAGUGACUCGUAUCAAUUCUUGAUCACAGCUUUGGAGUCGCGCUCAGACACUCUUAGCUGGGAGCUCGUGACGUCUCGACUGCUUCAUGAAGAAAUGAAGCGGAAGGAGCAAGGAAGUAAAGGUGAUGAAGCUUCGCAAGGUCAAGCGUUCAUCACAAGGGACAAUCAGCGCAAAGGGCGACCAGUGAAGAAGUCCUGGCCGUGCCACAAUUGCGGAAAGAUUGGUCACUGGAUGGCGGAGUGCCCCUCGCGCAUCCAAGAAAACACGGAGAGACACCGGCCACAGCGUGCUCAAGACAGCGGCGACCGCUAUCGAUCACAACGUGCAAACGUCGCUCAAGAAGAAGACUCGGGCGACUACCUCUUUUCGAUCGGUGAAACGACAUCUGCGAAAUCGAGCGACAUCUGGCUGGUCGACUCCGGGGCGACGCAGCACAUGACGUGCUCCAAGAAGUUCAUGCGGAACUACAAGGGGUUUGACGCUGUGGAUGUCCAUCUCGCGGAUGAUGGAAUCGUCCAAGCAAUCGGCAGUGGGGACAUUGUCAUGUCGAUGAAGACACCCCAAGGGAUGAAGAAAGGUGUGCUCACAAACGUGUGGCACAUCCCAAAGUUAUCCAGAAACCUGUUCUCGGUCGGCUGCUUCAUCAAGGAUGUCGGCCCAGUGACGUUCACGAAGGAUGGGUGCUAUGGAGAAGCGAAAGGGACCAAGUGGAAAAUUGGUGCCCGUGAAGGUAAAGGACUGUUCAAGCUGCAAAUGACUCCAGUGGCGCCGGAACAAGCAAAUGCAGCCAAGUCGUCGGGAUGUCAAGGGGGCACCAAGUCGUACCUCUGGCACCUUCGGCUUGGCCACAUAGGUCACGAUGGACUCAAUUGCAUCGUGACGAAGAACAUUGGAAUUGGCAUCGACAUAUCUUCGGUGAAGAAGUGGGACGUGUGUGAAGGUUGUGCUCUGGGAAAACAGACUCGAGUGCGCUUCCAAUCAAACACUACAGCUCGCACCUCCAAACUCCUCGAAGUGAUUCACAGCGACGUAUGCGGACCGAUGUCGAUGGCAACUUUCAGUGGAAAACGGUACUUCGUGACAUUCAUUGAUGACAAGUCAAGAUACUGUGUCGUCUAUCUGCUCAAGAGCAAAUCUGAAGUUGCGGCGAAGUUCAUGGAAUACGCUGCGAUGGCCGAAACGCAAACCGGAAAGCGCGUGAAGUACCUUCAAAGCGACAAUGGGGGUGAAUACAAGUCCGACAAGCUGGCACGAUUCUGCGCGGAACGGGGAAUACAACAAAGGUUCACACCCCCAUAUACUCCUCAGCUAAACGGAGUAGCUGAGAGAAUGAAUCGCACGCUGGUCGAGUGUGCGCGUUGCAUGAUGGAACACGCUGGACUGGGAAAGAGCUACUGGGGUGAAGCAGUGAUGACGGCGAUGUUUCUUCGAAACCGCUGUCCAACACGUGCCAUUCACCAAGACAAGUCUCCAUAUCAAGUGUGGACGAUGAAGAAACCGAUUCUGGCCAACCUUAAAGUGUUUGGAUGCCACGCGUAUGUUCAAGUGCCUCAAGACAAACGCGCGAAGUUCGACUCCAAGUCAUCACUCUGUCGUUUCCUGGGAUACGUCGAACACCAGAAGUCAUAUCGAUUUGAGGAAGUGUCAACAGGAGCGAUCAAGAUCAGUCGCGAUGCCACAUUCAUGGAUUUUGAUUGA
This is a messenger RNA of Peronospora matthiolae, 1956 nucleotides long. NCBI's taxonomy places the organism in Eukaryota, Oomycota, Peronosporomycetes, Peronosporales, Peronosporaceae. The record is from the annotation of a GenBank genome assembly.